Tarenaya hassleriana is the source of this 1381-nucleotide messenger RNA. RefSeq names its product homeobox-leucine zipper protein ATHB-13. Gene Ontology annotation, biological process: positive regulation of DNA-templated transcription. NCBI's taxonomy places the organism in Eukaryota, Viridiplantae, Streptophyta, Magnoliopsida, Brassicales, Cleomaceae. Gene Ontology annotation, cellular component: nucleus. Gene Ontology annotation, molecular function: DNA-binding transcription factor activity, RNA polymerase II-specific; sequence-specific DNA binding. The transcript is spliced from 3 exons. Bases 275 to 1180 code for a protein of 301 amino acids. The record is from RefSeq and is a predicted model, not a curated record.
UCAGAGGAAAGGAAGACGAAGACCAAAUUUCUUCCGUAGUUUUGAGCCUAUAAGUGGCAUAGUCUAAGCCAUUUCAUUUCGCCAUUCCUCUUCCUCUCUUUUUUUUUUCUCUAAAGUUUUCAGCUUUUUUUUUUUUGCUUCCUUUAAAGUCUGAGAUUCCCUGGUCUGUAUCAGACCACAAUUACACAGUUUUUUUCAAAUGGUGCAGCCGAGAAGAAGGCUCUGGAUAUAAUAAACAGUUGGAUGAGAAGAAAUAACAGAGAAACAGGGGAACAUGUCUUGUAAUAAUGCCAUGGCUUUCUUCCCUGCGAGUUUCAUGUUCCAAAACCCUCACGAAAGCGAUCACCAGCCACAACCUCCUCCUCCUCUCGCUCCUCUUCUCCCCUCCUGUAGUCUCCCUCAAGACUUCCAUGGAAUUGCCUCGUUUCUAGGAAAAAGAUCACAGAUGGCGGCAUAUUCAGGGAGCACGAGCAAUUUCGGAGGAUGUUGCGAUGUAGAGGCGGAGAACAUGAACGGAGAAGAAGAGCUGUCGGAUGAUGGGUCGCAGCUGGGAGAGAAGAAGAGGAGACUGAGCGUGGAGCAGGUGAAAACCCUGGAGAAGAGCUUCGAGCUCGGAAACAAGCUCGAACCAGAAAGAAAGCUCGAGCUUGCCAAGACUUUGCAUCUCCAGCCCCGACAGGUCGCGAUCUGGUUCCAGAACAGAAGGGCUCGUUGGAAAACCAAACAGCUCGAGAAAGAUUACGAAGUUCUCAAGCGACAGGCCGAGAAUCUGAAAGCUGAGAACGAAAUCCUUCGAGCCCAGAAUCAAGAAAUGCACUCUCAGUUAGCUGCGCUGAAAAGCAGAGAGCCGACAGAAUCAAUCAACUUGAACAAGGAGACAGAAGGGUCUUGCAGUAACAGAAGCGACAACAGUUCCAACAACAUAAGGUUGGACAUCUCGGCGGCUCCGCCGGAGAUCGAUAGUCCGGGGGCCGCUCCGCCACCUCCGGCUACCGGAAGACACUUCUUCCCGCCGUCUCCAGCCCCGGCGGCGACGGCCACAGCGACCAUGGAGUUCUUCCAGGGCUCGUCGUCAGGACAGAGCAUGGUGAAGGACGAGACAAGCAUCGGCACCAUGUUCUGCAACAUGGACGACCAGUCGGGCUAUUGGCCGUGGAUUGACCAGCCACAGUUCAGCUGAAUCUUAAGUGGGCUUUCGUCUUUUAUCUCGAAGUUUAACCUAACUUCGAGACAAAAUCCCAGCAAUUUUUCAAAACUUGGAAUUUCUAUCUUAAUGUUGUUUGCACUGAAUACCAGCGCGUUGUCGUAAUGAGAUGCAAAAAAAAAAAAAACAAGGGGGAUGUUAGCCGUUUUAUAUUAUAAUAAUCACCGUCAUUAAUAA